ACCACAGGCCUUCUCCUCACCUUGUGGAACUGACAACACUGUCACCACAGGAUAGAGAUGAUCAGACAGCCCGGGACACAGAUCAAACUGACCAAUGUGUCCAUCGUCCGGAUGAAAAAGGGAGGCAAGAGGUUUGAAAUAGCGUGUUACCAGAACAAGGUGUCUGAAUUCCGAUCUGGCGUUGAAACAGACUUGUCGGAAGUACUGCAAAUUGAGCAAGUCUUCAACAAUGUCCCAAAAGGUCAAGUGGCAAAGAAGGAAGACUGGCAGAAGGCGUUCAAAACAGAGGAUAUCAAUAAAGUAAUCGAAGAGAUUCUUCGCAAAGGGGAUCUUCAGAUCAAUAAUCUUGAACGGACUCAAAACCUUCAAUCAUUAUCUAGGGAAAUCUGUACGCUCGUUUCGGAGAUGACUGUGGACCCAGAGACAUCCAGGAAACACACAGUUGGAAUGAUCGAAAAGUCCAUGUCGGAAGUUGGAUUCAACGUCAAAGCGGAUAAACCUGCCAAAGCUCAAGCGUUGGAAUUGAUCAAAAAGCUCAGCAGUGAAGAGAGUCCGUUACCUGUCAGGAGAGUCAGGAUGAGGAUCAGAAUUAGCAUGAACAGUAAGGACGGGAAAAGAUGUAGGGAGAAGAUUAUGCAGGACGUGGAGGAGGUGGAAGAGGAAGAUAUGGGGACAGAGUGGGAGGCGAUUGUCCAAAUCGAUCCUUCGGCAUUCAGGACAUUAACAGAUCUCGUCAAUACAGAAACUAAAGGCAAAGGCAGAGUAGAAUCCAUGGGUAGUGCUGGAGGCUAAAAAUGCUCCCUAUUCCGCGUCAGGUCAUAGCAUAGCGCUUCCAUGUCCAUUCUGUAGCCGUAUUGACACCAAUUCAAAACGAGAGAGAA
This is a messenger RNA of Kockovaella imperatae, 881 nucleotides long. RefSeq names its product 35S primary transcript processing-related protein. Gene Ontology annotation, biological process: cytosolic ribosome assembly; ribosome biogenesis. The record is from RefSeq and is a predicted model, not a curated record. NCBI's taxonomy places the organism in Eukaryota, Fungi, Basidiomycota, Tremellomycetes, Tremellales, Cuniculitremaceae. The coding region runs from base 58 to 792 and encodes 244 amino acids. The transcript is spliced from 6 exons.